GUCAAGCCCCGCUUCGCCGAGCCAGGCCAGGCCUCGGGUCCCGCUCCCCUUCCGCCCAGCCCCCGCGCGGCCCGCCACCCUGGAAGAUGCUGCCUUUGUCCAUCAAGGACGACGAGUACAAGCCGCCCAGGCUCAACCUGCUCCGAAAGGUCUCGGGCUGGUUCAGGUCGAUCCUGUCGGACAAGACGUCAAGAAAUCUCUUCUUUUUCCUCUGCCUCAACCUCUCCUUUGCCUUCGUGGAGCUGCUGUAUGGCAUCUGGAGCAACAGUUUAGGUCUAAUAUCAGAUUCUUUUCAUAUGUUCUUUGACUGCACUGCUCUGUUAGCUGGACUGGCAGCAUCAGUAAUUUCAAAGUGGAGAUCAAAUGAUGCCUUUUCUUAUGGGUAUGUUCGAGCAGAAGUACUAGCUGGCUUUGUCAACGGUCUGUUUCUGAUCUUCACAGCCUUCUUCAUUUUCUCUGAAGGUGUUGAGAGAGCCCUUGAACCUCCUGACGUUCAUCAUGAAAGACUUCUUCCAGUUUCUAUACUCGGCUUCCUUGUAAACCUGAUAGGAAUUUUUGUGUUCCAACACGGAGGACACGGCCACUCUCAUGGUUCUGGGCAUGAGCAUAGCCAUUCCCUGUUUAACGGGGCUCUAAGCCAUGGACACAGUCAUGGAGGACACGGGCACAGCCAUGAUUCCAAGCAUGGGCAUGGACAUGGACAUUCUCAUGAUCACAGCCAUGGACAUGGGGAUUCUCAGAGUCAAGAUUACUGCCAUGAUAAUCAUCCCAUUGAAUUGGCUGCAGGAUCCAGCAAACAGAUUUUAGAAGGUGUAUUUUUACAUAUUGUUGCCGACACACUCGGAAGUGUUGGUGUAAUCAUAUCUGCGUUACUGAUGCAGAACUACGGUUUAAUGAUAGCUGAUCCUAUCUGUUCGAUGCUGAUAGCUAUGCUUAUAGGAGUAAGUGUCGUUCCACUUCUGAGAGAGUCCAUUGGAAUUUUGAUGCAGCGAACUCCACCUUCCCUGGAAAGCGGUCUGCCUCAAUGCUAUCAAAGAGUUCAGCAGUUGCAAGGAGUUUACAGUUUACACGACCCUCAUUUCUGGACCCUUUGUACUGAUGUUUACAUAGGGACUUUGAAACUGUUUGUAGCUCCAGAUGCUGACGCAAAAUGGAUUCUAAGCCAGACUCACAACAUUUUUACUCAGGCUGGAGUGAGGCAGCUUUACGUUCAGAUUGACUUUGCCGCUAUGUAGCAAAUAUCUUGACCGUCUCGGUUGGACCAAAGCUUUCUAGUACUGUCAUGUUUUAAAAGACACUGUACUUCCUUUGGAACAGAGACCCGCUCCCGUCUUCUCUAUGGUUGUCCAAAACUGAACAGACUGCUGCCUUGUGGGCUAGAAAAAGAGAGGAAAAAUUGAAAAACUGCAUGGCCAUGGACUACCUGGGAUUGACUUUCAUGAGCUCCAAACCUCUGCGGAUUUACUUGCCAAGUUUGUUCCUGCAGCAAACUUAAUGAUAAUGUGGUAUUGCAAUCAUUGGUUUUGCUUUUUGUGAAGCUGCUGGAAGUUAUUGCUCAUUCCCAGAAAGCCAGUGUUAACUACGGGGAGGGUGGGUAGAAAAUAAAUUUAUAUUUUUUUCUUAAAUGUCAAAGUGGUUGACAUUCUACAAUGCUUAAGACUGUUUGUACUUUGCAAACUUAACGAACCAAACCAUAUUGGGUUUUCAGAGUGCCUUUUCCGUCAAAGUAUCUGCCAGCACAGAUAUUGAACAUCGGGGAUUUUUAAUAAUUUUUAUGGCUACUACUUGUACCCAAUAGGACUCUUGCUUGUGAUUGGUGUGAUUUAUGUGUAAUUGCAUAAUGGUAGAUAUUAGACUCCCUCUUACUGUUACAUUUUUAAACUUCCAAGGAGGUGAUUCUUCAAUUUUACAAUACAAAGAUAAAAUGAU
Lacerta agilis (Sand lizard) is the source of this 1929-nucleotide messenger RNA. It is a transcript of the gene SLC30A7, whose product is annotated as solute carrier family 30 member 7. The transcript is spliced from 11 exons. Lineage: Eukaryota; Metazoa; Chordata; Lepidosauria; Squamata; Lacertidae. Gene Ontology annotation, molecular function: zinc ion transmembrane transporter activity. Bases 87 to 1235 code for a protein of 382 amino acids. The record is from RefSeq and is a predicted model, not a curated record. Gene Ontology annotation, biological process: zinc ion transport; intracellular zinc ion homeostasis; transmembrane transport. Gene Ontology annotation, cellular component: Golgi apparatus; membrane.